Messenger RNA from Penicillium oxalicum, 309 nucleotides. RefSeq names its product elongin C. The coding region runs from base 1 to 309 and encodes 102 amino acids. Gene Ontology annotation, molecular function: protein-macromolecule adaptor activity. The transcript is spliced from 3 exons. Gene Ontology annotation, biological process: ubiquitin-dependent protein catabolic process. Lineage: Eukaryota; Fungi; Ascomycota; Eurotiomycetes; Eurotiales; Aspergillaceae. Gene Ontology annotation, cellular component: elongin complex. The record is from RefSeq and is a predicted model, not a curated record.
AUGGCUAGCCAGAAUGAGCCAGAAUAUGUGACUCUUGUAUCCAGUGAUGGAUUUGAGUUCAUUGUUCCCCGCAGUGCUGCUUGCAUAUCCGGGACUAUUCGGCGCAUGCUCGACCCUACAAGUAAAUUCUCGGAAGCUUUGACUGGUCGAUGUGUAUUGGAGACUUUAAAUGGCGUUGUUCUCGAGAAAGUCUGCGAAUACUUCCUUUAUAAUGAAAAGCACAAGGAUCAGGCCAAUGUGCCGGACAUGGAAAUUCCAGCUGAGUUGUGUCUGGAGCUUUUGAUGGCGGCCGACUACUUGGACACCUAG